This is a messenger RNA of Plodia interpunctella (Indianmeal moth), 2870 nucleotides long. It is a transcript of the gene 128up, whose product is annotated as upstream of RpIII128. The coding region runs from base 190 to 1293 and encodes 367 amino acids. Gene Ontology annotation, cellular component: cytoplasm. Lineage: Eukaryota; Metazoa; Arthropoda; Insecta; Lepidoptera; Pyralidae. The record is from RefSeq and is a predicted model, not a curated record. The transcript has 7 exons. Gene Ontology annotation, molecular function: GTP binding; GTPase activity. Gene Ontology annotation, biological process: cytoplasmic translation.
ACUUAAACGUCAACCAGACGUUCAAUCAAGAUCAAGUUUUUGGAUUUCUGGAAAGGUGUCCACGAAACGAACCAAGAUUGACACGCUUUCAAUUUAUUUUUAUAAAUAUUGAAAAGCAACAUAUUUAUAUAAUAAAUUAUUAUCGCUUUAUUAGUAAAUAAUCUAAUUACCUAAGAAAAAUCUGUGACCAUGGCUACUAUUUUAGACAAAAUCGCUGCGAUCGAGUCGGAGAUGGCCCGUACUCAAAAAAAUAAGGCUACUGCUCUUCAUUUAGGCCUUCUGAAAGCCCGUCUAGCGAAGUUGAGACGAGAACUUAUCACUCCAAAGGGAGGCGGCGGCGCAACCGGUGAAGGCUUUGAUGUGGCCAAAACUGGUGAUGCCCGUAUAGGCUUUGUGGGUUUUCCAUCGGUGGGCAAGUCCACAUUACUUUCAAAUUUAGCAGGAGUAUACUCGGAGGUGGCAGCUUACGAGUUCACAACUCUGACAACUGUGCCCGGUUGUAUUAAAUAUAAAGGUGCUAAAAUUCAGCUCCUGGAUCUUCCUGGUAUCAUUGAGGGGGCAAAAGACGGCAAAGGUCGUGGUCGUCAAGUCAUAGCCGUAGCUCGAACAUGCAGCCUCGUAUUCAUAGUGUUGGAUGUACUGAAGCCGCUGCAACAUAAGAAACUCCUGGAGCACGAGUUGGAAGGCUUCGGGCUGCGGUUAAACAAACAGCCUCCAAACAUACACUUUAGGAAAAAAGAUAAAGGAGGAAUUAAUUUAAACACUACAUGUCCUCAAUCGGAACUGGAUAUGGAAACAGUGAAGACAAUCCUCUCCGAAUACAAGAUACACAAUGCUGAUAUAACACUUCGUUACGAUGCUACUAGCGACGAUCUAAUUGACGUCAUUGAAGGCAACAGAAUCUACGUACCUUGCAUCUACCUGCUCAAUAAAAUUGAUCAAAUCAGCAUAGAAGAACUGGAUGUGAUCUACAAAAUCCCACACUGCGUCCCAAUCUCCGCCCACCACAAAUGGAAUUUCGAUGAUCUACUAGAGAAAAUGUGGGAGUACCUCAAACUGAUCAGAAUAUACACUAAACCGAAAGGACAGCUGCCGGACUACAACGCGCCGGUUGUGUUGCACGCGGACAGAACGAGUGUUGAGGACUUCUGUAAUAAACUGCAUAGGUCAAUCGUCAAGGAAUUCAAAUAUGCACUAGUGUGGGGAUCCUCAGUGAAGCAUCAGCCGCAAAAGGUCGGUAUCGACCACGUCCUGGCCGACGAAGACGUCGUACAAAUUGUAAAGAAAGUGUAAAGUAAACAAUACUUGAGAGUAUAUUUUUGAGAAGUAAAUUCAUCCUAUUGGUAUGACAUUUUAGUGUCCGGUGAUUGUGGAUUUAUAGAAUUUUCUCGUAUUUGAGUGUUUUCCCGGUUACUUUCUCAGCCGUUGAGCGGCGGUCGUUGCCCAGGGUCCGCUUUCAUACUUUUUCGUCUUAACUCUGCACGGUCGUUGACAUCCCUAAUUGUCAGACCAUUGGCACGCAUAUCAUCCUUGACGACAUCAAGCGUUUCGCCCCUUCUGCCAGAGCCAGGCAGGAGCAGCUUAAAGACAUUAGUAAUCUAUUAUUAAUAUUAGUUCUAUAAGACAUCUGCUUCAUUAAAAUAUUUAUAUAACAGGAAAAUAUGUAACGAUAUUUAUAUAAAUUUUCGGUAUACGUAAGUGUGAUAAUACAUAUACCAAUAUUGUUGUUAAGAAUAAAAUUAAAAUUACACUAAUAUUAUCGUAAUGACACAUUCAUUGGACACUAAAUGAAAUAUUGUUGUUAAUGAAUUAUAAUAAAAGAGGUUUGUUUUAUCUUGUUGAUUAAAAUAAUCAGUAAUGCAUUUAUUUGAAUACUAACAUAAGAUUGUAACUCAGGUUAUAUAGGUGUGAAAACGCAAGUGAAACUAGUAAACAAUAGGAUCGUUGUUGUAAUUGACAGCUUUUCUGAAAAAUAUUGCGAAUUAUGGACAGUCUUCUGCAGUUGAUAAAUUUUUAUCAUCUACUUAUUAUCGAAUUUACGAAUUAUUCACUACAACUGUGAGCGAAGUGCGGGUUUGCAUUUUCACUUGUCAUCGAUGCGAAGUGUGACGCAGCGAACCAAUAACAUUGCAGUGUGGUUGUCGCUGCGUCACAAUGGCGCAAUGUGAUUGGUUCGCUGUGUCUAUUCUCUGGUGUAAUGCUGAUUAUGCACACAGGCAAACAGUUCGCCACACUUUUGCUGUUACGACGUACAUUUCUCGAGGUAAAUAAAACCUCUCUUAUGAACUACGCAAUGUAUGCAUGGAUUUAAGAAGUACUGCGAGUACCUACGUCAGCAGCUGUCUCAGAUUGGCGAUAGUGUAUAGCUGGCUUAAGAGUAAGCUAUGUCCUAAUCAUGGAUUUAGUAAGUACUUCCGAGUGCCUACUAAUUCCAUGGCCCUAUACAGCUAAUAAUUGUUUCAUCAUUCAAUGAACGUUGUGAAAUUCGCUCAUAUACCUAUUUUUGAAAUUACUUUUUACUGUCAAAUAAUUUCUAAAAAAUAUUUCACUGGUACGAAUCACCUUAUUUAGUGAACUUAAUGCCGGCCAUGCAUUAUCCCGGAACAGUUCGCCGAAUUUUGGCGGAUUCGGCAUUCUUAGUUAUGAUUAUAUGAACUAGGUACCUACGCAAUGUUCGUGCAUUCGCGUCGACAUCUGUCUGAAUUCGGCGAUAAUGUUUGUGGCUGUGGUGGAUUAGCGUAGUGGUAAUUACGUUGUCACUUUAAUAAGCUAUAUAAUGUUAAACAUUAUAAUAAUAUGCAUUUUGUUUUAUAUUCAGUGGGAUGUUUUUGCAAAUGUAUGUACAGAAUAUAAUAAAAACAGUAAAUUUA